AUGAAUUUUUUGUGGAAUGAAGGAUGUCAGGCUCGAGCAAUGCUACAAGCAGUAAUUGAAGAAACACUCGAAAAAUAUUCGUGUAUGAAAUAUCGUCAUGAUCCAAGAAUUUUAGAAAUUUAUCUAUUAAAGGAAGAAAUUGGCAGACGUCAACCUAAAAAACUUAUGCGUGCCCUUUAUAGUCGAGGUCAAUUUCGGUUCAGAGCUGAAUUAUACAUUCUUUGGGCUAUGAUUUACGGCAAGCAAAAAUGUGGUGUACGCGUAAUGGAAAUAUAUCGUUUAGGCUACCAAUAUGAUGCUCAGCCUACUGAUUUGUUUGUAUACGGUUUUUGGAACAUUGCUGAGGAAGUGUUUGGUAAGAUUCAGGCAUAUCAGUAUGGAUUUUUGUCAGGAAAACAGAUUUCAAAGUCCGUUAUCACAUUAGUAAAAAAUAAUAGUUCGAAAACACCAACACAAGUGACCAACGACGCAUCAAAUGAAUUAUCGUCAACGGAACCAUUACAGGAACUAUCAGCUGAAGCAAUACAGCCUCCUCAAAUGCCGAAAUUUUCCAGAAGUUACUUGAGGAUGAUAAAGUAUAUCACGAAGUUGCUACCAAUACCAGUAGAAAAAAUUAGUUCUUCAGUGGGACAAAAGUUGCUUGAUGAUUCGGAGAAACGAGUAAUACUUGGAACUCUCAAAUGUGAUGGAAAAUCUAAAGAAAAGAUUGGAAUCGCGACUGUGUGCAAAAAAAGAUCACUCGAAAAUGCUUUCAACAUCAGAUAUGAAUAA
This is a messenger RNA of Thelazia callipaeda (thelaziosis nematode), 771 nucleotides long. Lineage: Eukaryota; Metazoa; Nematoda; Chromadorea; Rhabditida; Thelaziidae. The record is from the annotation of a GenBank genome assembly.